Molecule: messenger RNA, 1597 nt
Organism: Aphis gossypii (cotton aphid)
Lineage: Eukaryota; Metazoa; Arthropoda; Insecta; Hemiptera; Aphididae
Gene: Samtor
Product: S-adenosylmethionine sensor upstream of mTORC1
Exons: 3
Coding region: 622-1518 (298 amino acids)
Biological process (GO): negative regulation of TORC1 signaling
Molecular function (GO): S-adenosylmethionine-dependent methyltransferase activity
Source: RefSeq, a predicted model, not a curated record
UCAGUUAUCGACACUCCAUAAUAUUGUGUUUGGAUGAUAUUGCUAUUGCCAGUUGCACUUAUAAUAUAUUAUGAAAAUUGUAUUUCUUUUCUAAAUAUCCAAACAGUAAAUAUUCUAAAUCUUUACGACCUUACAUCAGUUACAUCUUGAAGCUUGAUUCGGUUGAUAAGUUAAUUCUCGAUUCCUCGAUCCUGCUGUGUUCUGUUCGUAAUUUAAAAUAAUCUUAAAUUGUGGUUUUGAAUUCCCAAUACCAUUCUUAAUACAUAUCAAAAUAGAUUCAUACGAAAGAUCAAAAAAAUUUUAAACCGAAUUGGAAUCUUUGUUUUUCAUAGUUAUUAUACAAUUGUCUACCAUCUAUCUUAUUUUUAUCAAACAACAUUCAAUACCUAUGAUUUUUUAAUUUGUUAUAAUAUGUGUUAACUAGUUGUUUUUGGAUAAUUCUAGAUUAAUUUAUGUUUUUUUUAUCUUUUUAAUGAUAAACAGUAGUAAAUAACGUGUUUUAAACAUGUCUUUUCUGGAUGAUAAGAAACGAAAAAAAAUACUCGUAAACCAGUGGAUAAUGAGCACAUUCAACAUGCAGAGUUCAUAAAAAAUUGUCAUCUAAAAUUAAGAUUAAACUCUAUGAAAAUAGGUGCAGACAAAGCAUGGCAGAAUCACUGCUCAGAUGAUUCACUUCUAAAAAAUUAUUCAAAUACAAUGCACAAGCUUGCUUCACAGUUUUGGGAUACAAAUAAUAAAAACGAUCCUUCAAGUUGUAGAAUCUCAUGGAUUUCAAACAAUACAUUAAAAUAUUUUCAAGAAGAUUAUUUACAUGAAAUAAUCCGAGAAAAAUCUUUAGCUCAAAAAUUUAAUGUAGUUUGGGACAUUAAUGAUUUAACCAGUAUACCUAAAAAUCCUUUUUAUUUACUUGAUGUAGGAAGCUGUUAUAAUCCUUUUCAAAAGUAUUCUUCAUUUAAUGUAUUGCCUAUUGAUAUAGCGCCAGCUAUAGAAAAUGUUGUUAAAUGUGAUUUUCUUACAGUACCUUUAGAUAUAGAGUUAAAUAUUGUCGAUAAUGUUUGCCAAACAUUACCAAUUUCCAAUUUUGAUAUAGUUGUAUUUUCUUUAUUUCUUGAAUAUUUUCCAUUACCAAAACAAAGAUAUAAAUGUUGUGAAAAAGCUUAUAAUGUUCUUAAACCAGGUGGUUUGUUAGUUAUUGCAACCCCUGAUUCUAGUCAUGCAUCAUAUAAUUCCAUAAUAAUGAAAAAUUGGAAAAUAUCAUUAAGCAAUUUAGGAUUUUGGCGUAUCAAAUAUGAAAAACUUACUCAUAUUCAUUGUAUGAUAUUUAGAAAAUGUUCAUUAAAACAAAUUCCUAGAAAUUGGUUGCAUUCUUUGAAUAUUAAAAAUAAUAUUGAAGAUUUAAUAACUAUCCCACAAGACUCAAGAAAUUAUGAUAAAACUAAUGAAACAUCAAAAACUAUUGUUCAGCGUGAAGAUGAUGACCUAGUUGCUAACUUGUUUUCUGAAUUAGUUAAUGUAUAAAUGUAAAUAUUGUUAAACAAAAUUUUGAAUUUGUAAAAUAAUUAUAUUUUUUAAUUAAUUAAAAUAAUAUAAUUUAAUA